Monomorium pharaonis (pharaoh ant) is the source of this 2806-nucleotide messenger RNA. It is a transcript of the gene Rbpn-5, whose product is annotated as rab GTPase-binding effector protein 1. Lineage: Eukaryota; Metazoa; Arthropoda; Insecta; Hymenoptera; Formicidae. Gene Ontology annotation, cellular component: intracellular membrane-bounded organelle. The transcript is spliced from 8 exons. Bases 603 to 2480 code for a protein of 625 amino acids. Gene Ontology annotation, biological process: endocytosis. The record is from RefSeq and is a predicted model, not a curated record. Gene Ontology annotation, molecular function: metal ion binding; growth factor activity; GTPase activator activity.
AGCCCAAGGCAAUUAUGCGAUGCAUAAUUUUUUAGCAUCUCGUAUAGCGAGAGUUGAGGAUAUCGAUUCGUACAAUCGAGAGCGUCGAUAUUAAUCGAUUGUGGCGCACCUCUUUUCUCUCCGUGGCAGCACUUUUUCGCAUCUUCUGCACUCCGAAAGGGAGACAAGUGGUACGAUAAUCUCGGAGGAAGGAAGAUAGAAAAUCGCGAAUGAUUGCAAAUGCGGAAGGUGCAGCCGGGAGGAGCAGGUCUUACCAAUUAUAUAUAAGUGAUAGACGCAUCGUUUAACAAAAUCGCUGGAUGACCGAGCAAGGUUGAUCUUGGUUCUCAAGCUUGUUUCUUUAAAAAAUUCGUGACUGUCCGUGAUCUUUGUUUUCUAGUGCCCCGUUCGCGUUUCGAAUCACGUUUCGCUUGAAUCACUAUGAGUCAGUAACACCACUGGCUAGCGGCAUGCCGUCGCAGUCAUCGUUAUCAUCGUCCUCAUCGUCGUCGUUGUCGUUGUCAAGAGGUGGCAACCAAUCUUGGCUGAACUCCGAGAUAUGCUCUCCGUGGCAGUGACAAAUCCCGGCAAAGUUGUCGUCCUUGUCCGUAGCAAGUGAUCGAAUGAUGGAGAACCAGGACGAUCGGAUGGUCAGAGCGAACGGAAACGAUCCACAGACGAAGAUCAGCCGACUGGAAUCGGAGAAUGUCAAGAUACGUGAGGAGUUCAAUAUACAAAGGGCUAAGAUGAAGGAAUUAUUCCUUCAAAAAGAAGAGGAACUGAAGCGGAGGCUGGAGGAAAAUCUAGGCCUGCAAAAGGAAAAUCUAAGACUGAAGAAUGAACUGGAUGAAGCUAAGAGUCAACUUGUUGUUGCAGAUCUUAAAAUACAGAAUGACAUAAUGAUAGAGAAGAGGAAAGCUCAGGAAGAGAUUGCAUCUUUGCAACAAGUCAUACAUGAAACAGUAGAAGAAUCUUCCUGCUCAAGGAAGCAGCUUAUCAGUGAGGUAUCAAAAUUGCAAGUGGCGCUUUCUAAGCUUCAAGAAGAAAAUACGUUGCUGAAAACGCAAUUACCACGCGAUCCGCCGACAGACGGACCACAAAUCUCGUUGUCUACAGUAACUAAGACAUUAGCUAGAAAAGUGGUUUCGCAAUUAGGUGCGGAUUCCUUAUCUCUAGGCCCUGACAAUUUAGAAGAGAGUAUGAGGAAGGUAAAAAAAUAUGCGCAAGAAGACGCGGAAGUUUUACGUUCAUUAGUUGUUCCGCUCGAGGAGGAAAUAAAAGCUUUAAAAGAGAAACUAAGAUCAACCGACGACGAAUUACAAAAAUGUAAAGAAGUUCUGUUGAAGAGACCGCAGCAGCGAGAGCCUGGUUCUUUCGAGCCAUCGUGUGAUAUGUGUGCGAAUUACGAAGCACAAUUAGUUAAAGUAGAAGCGACUGCCAAGGAUUUGGAGAAGCAGCUGUUGGAUUCCCAACGCAUGCUACAGGCUCAAAGGGAGGAUCUAGCCAAGGAAGUUGAAUUUCGAAAGGAGAUGGAAGAAAAGUGGAAUGAGAAGAAGGAGGAGCAUAAAAUCAAAGUUGCGGAACUCACCGUUACCUCGCAGACGGCGCAACAGAAUUUAUUAGAGUUAAAGAAAACUUUCGAACAAAUUCAGAGGAGCAUGUCAGAGGAACUUUGUAAAUUGACACGAGGCAGGGAAGAUGUACAGAGACAUCUGACAGCACUUCAGAUGGAAAAUGAAAAUCUUGUGGGUAAAUAUAGCAAGCAUUCACAGCAACUUCAAAGUGAGAGCAUCAACAUGCCAAACACUGUCGAGGAAUUACAUAUGAGCCUUUUAAAGAUGCAUGAGGAUUUAAUUACAGCCAAAGUAGCACAAGAAGUUGCACAGGAGAAGGAAGAGACGCUGCGAUAUGAGGUUACUUUACUCAGAGAACAAAUGGAACAGGAGAGUAGGGUUAAAGAACAGGAUAAUGCUGUGUUAAAAAAUGAAAUAAGUGGUUUGAGAGUACAAUUAGACAAAUACAUAAGAGAUCAUCGUACGCUCGCUGAUAGAGAAGAGAAACUUGAACGGUUGGAAAAACAGCUACAGGAAAUCCAAAAAGAAAAAAAAGAUGGAGAUCUAGCUAUAACUGAAUUACGACAAAGAGUUAUGAGUCUGCAGCAAGAAUUAGAUACCAGUGAGGCAGUGCAGAAAGACUUUGUUAGAUUAUCACAAUCAUUGCAGGUACAACUUGAAAGGAUUAGGCAGGCAGGUAGUGAAGUUAGAUGGCAACACGAAGAGGAUAUUGAAGAAUGUCCUAGUUGCCACACUACGUUUUCAGUCACGAAAAAGAAGAUACAUUGCCGUCACUGUGGCCAUAUAUUUUGUCAAUCUUGCCUCUCACACGUUGUGAACAGUGGGCCGAAACAAAGACCAUCCAGAGUCUGUGAUGUUUGUCAUACUUUAUUAGUGCAAGAUACGGCACCAUACUUCAGCCAAGAACCUCCACAUACACCUGAUUAAAUGUUCUAAAAUUAUGGGAUUCCAACAAAGUUUUAUGAGAUGUGCAAUAUCAGUCCGGUAGUGUACUGAUUAGUACGUUUCAAAAGUAUACCGAUUAUCACUAAUUAACAAUGAGUUUCUUUUGUUUGUAAAAAAAGAGAGAAAGUGUGUGUGUGUGUGUGUGUGUGCGUGUGUGUGUAGAAAUGUUAAUAGCGUAAAAAAAUGGAAUUUAGAUAAGAUUCCUAUUACCUGAAAAUCGGAGUGAUACAACAGAUAUCGUGUAAAUAUAAAGUUAUGUACUACCUAAUGGUUACUGUAAUUUAAACAGAUUAAAGCUUUUGAAUGUA